AUGGUUUCAGACGGCGACGCCGAGGUCAACUAUGAUAUAUAUUUCAAAGUUGGGCAUAUUGAAGAGGAGCUCGGGCAUCUAAGGCAGGCUAAAGAUGACGACCGAACCAUCGAGAUUUUGAACUGGAUCUGUCAACCCGCUCUCAGCCUACGAGAGCCACCAAACCCAGCGCAAGCGGUAGCGCUGGAUCCAAGUUCGAACCGAUUCAUGCAUCACAAUGAAACAUAUAAGCAGUGGUUGGAAGAUGGUUCCUGGCAAUUGAACUGCUACGGAAAGCCAGGAUCGGGCAAGAGCGUUUUGGCAGAAGCCAUUGCCACAGACUUACGAAAACAGCUGGAGCCUCAGGGAACACCAAUAUUAUCCAUAUUCUUCCGCAGUGAACAAGCAUCUCGGCAGACCUUGGACGUUGUGCUUUGCAACCUAUUGAGACAGCUCCUUACCAGCCGCGAUAGUACUGGUUUUUGCGAAAUUCCGGAGGAGAUUAAAAACCUUUGGAGCAAGUCCAGGUCGAUCGCGAGGCGCUCACUCCUGGAAGAGCAGGCCAGGGAUUUGAUUCACGACCAGCUGUCCAGGUUUCCGACCAAAUUCUUAAUCGUGGACGCCAUCGAUGAGGCCGAGGGCUGCAUGAACAGUAUCUCCGAAGAGAUCAAAGAAUUACGGAACCUAGGCUUUUGCAUCUUGACUACUGACCGCAGGGAUCCUCGUGCCAACUAUGACGCCGCGUACUGUCACGAGUGCGGCCCAGACCGGGGCCCGCUGGAGCUGGCCUGGCUGUGCAGGAUUUGCUCUGGCCACUUUGACGAGGGAAAACUCUGGCUAUGUAGGGAGUGCUACAUCGUCAAGAAGAGACGGUGUUCCGAUGCGAGCCACGCAAUGGCGCCACCAAGGAAAGUCAACGUGGAAAUUUCAGCAACGCAGGAAGACAUCAGACUUCUUGUCACCCGGUUUCUUAGCGACAGCUUCAGCGCCGGAGACAUUGGCGAUGAUGAUGAAAUGUUCUCCGGAAACAUUCCCAUACUGAGGUCCCUGAAAGAGAAAAUGGGCUUAGAAUUUUGGGACUCAUUGCCGUCAAAGGUCAGCCGGGCUGCUGAGGGUAACUUUCUGGUCGCCCGAUUGUUCCUGGACCGAUUAGGACUGCAAAGAAACCAAGCCGGGAUCUUGACUCUAAUAGACGAACUGGAUUCUGGGAAACUCAAAAGCUUCGAAGAGCAGUACGCUGCCACGCUAAGCUUAUGUCUAGAGAGAAACGACAAGUAUGGCGUCCAGGUCGCCCGGGAUUAUAUGUCCGUCGUGGCGUCUGCCUACGAGGUGCUCACGUUCGAACAACUUUCCCACGCCACAGCUAUCAGACCUAAAGAUAGAAGCUUGAGUGAUUUUUCUGGUCGAAUUUGCAGCAAGGCAACUGUCCGGCGGGAUACGCAGGGGCUCCUCACUGCUCAACACACGGGGACGGCCAACACAUUUCCAGUGAGCUUCUUCCACCGAACACUUGCAGCGUACAUGGAAGAGCACCGUUUGAAAUGGUUCCCUGAAGCCGAAAAGUUGAUUCUGGACGGAUGCUUGUAUUACCUACGCCUCGACGUGUUCUCAAGACCAUUCAACUCUGGCGACGAGCUGGAGGCGGCUAUCCAGCAGCACCCCUUCGCAUCCUACGCGGCUUGCUAUUGGGGCUUCCAUGCCUGCAAUAUUGAAAGCACUGCUGAAAAUAACCUUCGAAUCCUGGAAUUUCUCAACGACCAAGAAAGACUAGAGUGUGUCAUGCAGAUUUCCUGGCACACUAGAUCCUUGGAGGGUGCGCACUGGGACGUGCCCGGUGGCAUUACUCCGCUUCAUUUUUGUGCCUUCUACGGCUUAGAAACGCUGUGCCAGACCAUUAUCAUAUUCAGUCCAGGGGAAAUCACCACGGGGGAGGAUUCGUACAACCAGACGUCUCUCAUUUAUGCCUGUCGAAGAAAGCAUAUUGGAGUUGCGCGUAUGCUCCUGGAUGCUGGUGCAGACCCCAACCAUCUCACCAAAAAGGGAAUGACGCCUCUGAUAGAGGCUGUUGAGACCUCCUACUUGGGAAUGAUAGACUUAUUGCUCAGCAGAGAGGUCAUUGAUGUCAAUUUGAGGGCUCCAGGACGACAUAAUAAAACAGCUUUGGUAUUAGCCGCGGAGAACGGUCAUGUCGACGUGUUAAAGAAGCUGCUGGCCCAUCCCGACAUCGAUAUCAACAUGCCAGAUGGCGCCGGCUGCACCGCGUUGUCGAGAGCAGUUCGGCACGCUCAUAUAGACAGUGUGCAGUUAUUGCUCAGCUGCAAUGCGACCGACCUGACGUUGACCGACCACCUAGGACACCGAUCAGCUUUGGACUGGACCGCAGAGGAGAGCGUCGUGAAUUCAGGGGUUUCUAUCGAGGAGAUUGACUCAGUGGCUGCUGUGUUGUUGGCCGACGGACGGAAUCCAAAGCCCUCGAAUGAAGCCAUCAGUGUGGCAAUCAAUCAAGGCAGAAUUGGCUUACUGGAGACUUUUUUGAAAUGGAACAACCUAGACUUGUUGUACGUCGACGAACAUGGACGCAACUUCCUGCACCUGGCUGCCUCGAUGGGGAAUCUCCCAGUGGUCAAGCUGGUUCUCGGGCAAUUUUCUCGUCCGCAGUCCUUCCAAAUCGACUCCCGUGACAACCACAGGGCGACCGCGCUACAUCUUGCGUGCCGCUAUCUCUCUGAAGAGGCACAAGUGGAAACGAUCGAAUUCCUCCUCAGUGAAGGCGCGGACCCAAGCUUGGAGGAUGGCGAGGGUUUCAGCGCGAUGGCGAGGGCGAAGCACGCAUCCCCGAACCUCUGGGCAUCUCAUAUCAGGGCAGCCUUUGAAAGCAAAGGAGUCACGAUCGACGAAACGUCGAGGAUCCUGAAGUCAACAAUCCUAUCUGCUCUCCACACAGAAAGCAUCGCCGUGUUUGAGAGAGAGCUUAACAGCUCGUCUGGUCCACUCGACCCAGAGAUAGAUAUUUAUACCGGCGAAACCCUACUCUGGCGAGUGAUCAAGCAAGAAAACCCUCGCAACGUGGAGUUGCUCAAGCUCUUUCUGCCAAGAAGCGCACGCUUUUUGUCAGCCAGUUGCAACAAUGGACGCACCUGCGCACACCUCGCAGUCCUGAGGUCCUGCUCCGAUACACUUCAGCUCCUGACCGACGCCGGAAUCGACCUGGACACGAAGGACAAGUGGGGCAUGACGGCACUGCAGCUCGCGCAGAGCUUCUAUCGCUACGACAUGUGUGUUUACCUCAUUGUUAAAGGCGCACAGAUGCCCCAAAACCACGAGAUCCGCCCUGCGCUGCUCCAUGCCGCCGUGGUCAGCGGCGACGCCGAGCCCGUUCGCCGGCUCUUAGCCGCGGGCAUUGACAAGCGUUACCGCGAUGAGGCGUCAGGGAUGACGGCGCUUCAGACAGCCGAAAGACUAGUCGAGGACUCGGAGCGGGAUGUCAAAGACGACUUGAUCAGGCAGUGGGACCAUGCCGUCCUGGAAAGCGUCCCGAGAUUCGAGGCGGAGGCUGCGAAAGCACCGGAAGUGAUCCGGCGGAAGGAGGUUCGGGACUUGGUCAGGAAUGCACAAGGACCUGAUAUAGGCCAGUGGGGUAUUGAACCACGUUUUGAGUCUCAGAAAGGCGUUGAAAAGGCUUUGGUGGCGCUGAAGGAGAUGGAUCCGGAAAAGAUACUGGCACCAGCUGACUUGCUCCAACCAAAAGCCGGGGCUGCAGCGGAUACCGCACGACACGAGGCUGGCGUUGGUCGGCUUGAGGCUGCUUCAGCUGCGAUUCCCAUGAAGGCCCCAAUAGAAGAUUUUGAAAGGUAUAAGGGGAUGACGGGCUUGCUGCUUGCUGUUGUCAUUGGGUGGCUCAUCGCCACAGUCACACAGUUGUUGCUUCGAUAUUCUCCAACAAUCACGGCUACUCAAUAG
Messenger RNA from Diaporthe batatas, 3939 nucleotides. RefSeq lists its product as uncharacterized. Gene Ontology annotation, molecular function: protein binding. The coding region runs from base 1 to 3939 and encodes 1312 amino acids. The transcript is spliced from 2 exons. The record is from RefSeq and is a predicted model, not a curated record. Lineage: Eukaryota; Fungi; Ascomycota; Sordariomycetes; Diaporthales; Diaporthaceae.